AUGCAGGCUGGCAUCUCCAGUAUGGAGGCUCAGUCAUCCAAUAUGGAGGCCCCUGCAUCUAAUACACAGGCUCAUGCAUCUAAAGCAGAGGCCCACAAACUUGACGAGCUGCCUCUGUUAGUCCAGCACCAGAUCUGUGACCUGAUCUACAAGACUUCUCCUACGAGCAUACAUGCCUUGUCGCUAGUGAACCGCGGAUGCUAUUGUGCUACUGUGCCGUUUAUCUAUCGCAGGCUUACCAUUGACGUCUCGAGAAGCAAGAAACUACAUGAGGAACUCUGGGAAUUGACCAACAAUCCUCUCAGGCGCCAGUGCUUCGAACAUGUGAGGCGCCUCGAACUAACUGGCCAGAUGCCGUCCUCGAGAAUACCCGAAGAAAUGGACGACAAUACCUACAACCGGAUGCGGAGAGAGAGGGACUGGCAUUCUAAUUACAUAUUACCCUUUUUCGUGUGGAACCCAGAGGGAGACAAGUCUUCUCGCCUCUGGGCACCCCUCAUUUCUCUGAUAUCGGAGUUUCGGCACCUGACUGACCUCAAGUACACCUGCAAUAACAGAUUUCCAUAUCGCUUGCUUCAUGCUAUUCAUCAACAUCACCCAGCGUGCAGGCUCGACGUACACAGCUACCACUUGCGCGGACUAAGUGAUCUCAUCACCGAUCCGCACAAGCUGGAAUUGAUCAAGUCUCCCUGUCUUCACCGAUUAACGAUCAGGUAUGUCAUGGAAGCUCGAUCGGAGGAUAACUGGGAUGAGGACGAAGAAGAUGACCACAGUGAAGAAUCUAUCCAAACCGUCCUGAGAAGUCUUGGGCUUGCGCCAAAUCUGAAGCAUUUGCAUCUCAUUGGCUGUCUCUUCUACAUCUCAAAACCACUCUUCGACAGUCGUGUAGCAUUUAAGCGAGCAGUAAAGAAGAAGGGUUUCAAGCCUCCAGAAAAUAAUUUGAGACUUGGCGCUUUGGAGUCCCUUUCCUUUACUGGAUACCAGGGCGUCACAAAAGCAAAGCUGCAACAAUGGAAUAAGUACGCUAAUUUUUCAACACUUCGGUCAUUUGCUUGGUCAAAUGUCACCGAUCGCGAGGCCUUGAUAUACGCCUCUGAGAAUCUGAAGUUCGACUCCCUCGAGACCUUGGAGAUUUGUCUAGGAGUUGAGCGUCUUAACCACAACUUUAUGACCGCAGUCGGUAUGUUCCUGGAAAGUUUGAACCCGCUGAUUGCCCUGCGAUUAUAUGGCCUUUUCCAUGCACCCUUGCUAGUAAGGAUUUGUGAGCGCCACGGGAACACAUUGCGCGAAUUGCAGUUGAAGGGCUAUGGAGACUGGGGUUAUGGUGAAGAAGCGAAAACUGCAUCGCUUUCUUUUGUCGAGGUCAUGACUAUCCGGGACCACUGUCCCCUGCUGGAAGAGCUCCAGCUGAGGGUCAAGCGGUUCUAUUCCGAUAGAUGCGAAACCAAAUGCUACAAAGUGCUGUCGACGUUUCCGUGCCUUGUGAACCUAAGCUUGGAGCUUGACUGCUCCAAUCCUGGAGCACAAGACUUGCCUCGCCCAGACGAAAUCAGCCACAACAAAUUCGACCGACAAGUGUACGACAAUAAAUUCGGAACCCCAAGAGGUUUGUUAUGCAAUGCACAUGUCCGAGAUGCCUUUAUCAAUGCGGCUGUCGAUGAAACUUUGGCUCGAUCUAUCUGGGACGUCAUCACCACUACGGGAAAUAAGCCAAUGGGCCACCCUCUUCGGCAACUGAAAAUCACCAGCACCCGCGGUGGCUGGUUCGGGGACUCUCGCCUUGCAGAUCUAUACCGCCGAAUUCGUUACAUAUCACGGUCAUUCGUGCUAACCAGAAGCGAGCGGGAUGACCGCGUGCAAGACGUUGAGAUUGUCGAGACUGGGAAAAAAGAAAGAGAAGCGUACGAGGAAUCCAGGCGACAAGAGGAUGCUCUACACGAAAAACAUAAGGAACUGUUUGGCAACUGUGGCAGCUGUCAUCCCGAAGUGAAGAAAGCUGUGCGCGUCUUUCAGAGGCUCUGGCCCCCGAAGAGUGGCAGCCGCAACUGGCGCGAUGACUGGAGUAGCAAGCCGCUGGAGAUGGUCGACUUUGUGGCUGAAAGCUGA
Molecule: messenger RNA, 2106 nt
Organism: Rasamsonia emersonii CBS 393.64
Lineage: Eukaryota; Fungi; Ascomycota; Eurotiomycetes; Eurotiales; Trichocomaceae
Exons: 2
Coding region: 1-2106 (701 amino acids)
Source: RefSeq, a predicted model, not a curated record